AUUAUGAUCAUACCGACAGUUCGAAGCAGACUGUCGAUGAGUAAACAACAGAGAAAUCUUUAGUGAUUUCUUUUAAACAAAUUCAAUAUAAACUACAAAUUUAAAAACAUGGCUAAAAGCUUAACAAAUCCUCUAAAAAGUGCUUUGAGGAGUCACAUGAAGAAAGAAGUUCUUAAAUCUAUUACACCCGAAUCGAGAGCCAGACAAUCAAAGGCCAUAGCCGAAAAGGUUUUACAAACAGAGGCAUUUCGUUCGGCUCAGCGUGUUAGUAUUUAUUUGAGUACUUCAAUGGAGGUGGACACCAGUGAAUUGUUAAGUGAAUGUUUUCGUUUGGAGAAGCAUGUCUUUGUGCCCACAUACGAGGGCAAUCAAAUGGAAAUGGUGCGUUUAAAAGAUUUGCAGGAUUAUGAGACAUUGCCCUUGACCAAGUGGCAUAUUAAGCAGCCGAAUGUUAAGGAUGGUAGGGAAAAUGCUCUGACAAAUGGACAUGGCAUUGAUUUAUUUCUAAUACCCGGUGUGGCAUUUACCUUAAGCGGUGGUCGCAUGGGUCAUGGCAUGGGCUACUAUGAUAAAUAUUUAAAAAGACACAUGACCACUUAUCCAAAUAAUAAAACAACUUUGAUGGCUCUAGCAUUCCGGGAACAGAUUGUCGAUGAAGAAUCAUUACCCUUAGAUGCACAUGAUGUUAGAUUGCAUACAAUAAUAACUGAAUGAAAAUUGAAAAAAUAAAAAACAAUUAGCACAUUGUAUAAAUAAUAAAAAAAAUUUAAUGCAAUGAGGAAAUUUGAAAUAAAAACCCAGACAUACGCAAAAUGCACUCUAUGCGCGAUUUAGAUGAUAAGAAGAAUUAAUAGAAAAAAAACUAAACAAAACAUUUACAUUGUAAAAAGAUAAUUUUAAAUAAAAUAUUGUACGUAUACGAUGA
This is a messenger RNA of Calliphora vicina (urban bluebottle blowfly), 925 nucleotides long. RefSeq names its product methenyltetrahydrofolate synthetase (gene Mthfs). Gene Ontology annotation, biological process: folic acid-containing compound biosynthetic process; tetrahydrofolate interconversion. Lineage: Eukaryota; Metazoa; Arthropoda; Insecta; Diptera; Calliphoridae. The transcript is spliced from 3 exons. The coding region runs from base 109 to 714 and encodes 201 amino acids. Gene Ontology annotation, cellular component: mitochondrion. The record is from RefSeq and is a predicted model, not a curated record. Gene Ontology annotation, molecular function: 5-formyltetrahydrofolate cyclo-ligase activity.